Molecule: messenger RNA, 1786 nt
Organism: Engraulis encrasicolus (European anchovy)
Lineage: Eukaryota; Metazoa; Chordata; Actinopteri; Clupeiformes; Engraulidae
Gene: spata6
Product: spermatogenesis associated 6
Exons: 14
Coding region: 1-1515 (504 amino acids)
Biological process (GO): spermatogenesis
Molecular function (GO): myosin light chain binding
Source: RefSeq, a predicted model, not a curated record
AUGCAGCGGAGAAGAUUAAAAUGUACAGUGGAGCUCCAGAUUCAAGCCGGACGUCAAACUCAGGCCUGGGGGCCAAAUUUGGAAAUUUGGCAGGAAUAUGUUAGGGCCCAGAUCACAUGUCCUGGGGUGUUGUUGCCCUCUCAGGAGGAAAUUUACCUCAGUGUCCGCAUCUUGGACCAGUUCCAGAAGACACAUUGCGUGCCUGCCGCAUUCCCUCUGUUGUUCCACACCAAAAUGGUGUUUACAAAGUCUUUCUCACACAUGGUUGAUCCCAGUGAUGUUGCUGACCUCCUAGAGAGUGAUUCAACGCUUUUUGAGCUAAUUCAGCUCAUACCAGCAGAGGGGGAGAUCUUGGCUACCCUUGAAGAAAACAGCCGCGCCUUCCUCUACCCAGGGCCGCGCGAGCUUCCCGCGGCUCCCUGCGCACAGAGAGAGCUUCUGAUGAAGAAAUCCAUCACCUUCCCUGGAAUCUCCCCCAAGAUAGAGUUCUCCACCAUCACCACCAUUGAGGAGUGUGGGGUGAGAGGGAGCAGGAGGAAGACUCCCUCUGGAUCCCCGCUGAAGUCUGGCAAGUCCCCCAUUAAAUCUGUUGGCGUGCGCACAAGCCCUGGCGCUGCGGGGAAGAGCUACGCAGGCAGCAGUGGCAGCAGCGGCAGCAGCAGCGCGGUGGCAUCCAGCGGCUAUGACAGACCCACGGUGGCCUCGUUGACCCGCGCGCCAUCGCCCUACACCCAGCGGAAGAUGUGCCAGCUGUCGGAGGAUGCCAGGCAGCGUCUGUGCCACCUCCAGCUGGGGCCGCACGCCUUCAGGAAGGAGACGCGCAGACAGCCCCCUUUCGUGGUUCCCCACACCCCGAGCACCUCCAUGCUGGAGACAUCGUUCAGCUCCCCUUCGCUGUCCUUGAGCGACUGGAGGUCGGCCCUCAGCAGGUCCUCCCACUCCGCUCCAGAUGCUUCACACCUCUCCUGUAGAAAGUCUUCUUCAGCCAGAGUGUGUCCCCACAAAGCCAGCCCUCCUUCCCCGGCCAGGAACACCACCCGGAGCUGUGGCAGCAGCAGUCCCAUCCACAGAGGGGGGCCAGUGGCAGCCCACUCCACCCCGCUGCCCAGCCACUCCCUCCAGGCCACCCAGAGCCCUGUGCUCAGCCGCUCCUCACUCAGAGAGAGAUUCCAGAGCGACCCCUCGAGCCCUUGUCGCUGGGAGGAGAUCCACAGACGAGUGGAGAGGCUUCUGAGAAACCGUAGCACAGGCAUGGGAGCCCGCUGCCAACUCACCUUUGACGGGGAUGCAGAGACAGAUGUUAAUGCCAGAGCCGUUUCCGACCAAGGCACAGCGCUCUCCUGUGACAGACAGCCUCCUCCGGACAGCCAAGCAGAUGAACCAUCUGUACAUUUGGACAAUGGACAUUACUGGAGCUCCAAAGCCGCAGCUUACACUGGGAAAUCCCAUAGGGUGGUCUUCGAGGAAAGCAUGGGGAAAAUCUACAAGAACCUCUACAGGAGCUGCCUUGAGUAGUGCAUGAAGAGAGUUGGCCGACAUGAUUUCAGGACCAAGCUGCUGCUCCACACGCUGUCAGUGAGAUUGUACAUAUUUGUAUAUUAUAUAUCAAGUUACCUUUUUUUACGAUUAUGAAUAUGGCACAUGCAAUGUAUUGUAAAAUAAUUUCUAACCCAUCAGGAUUCUUUGGGAGGGAAAAAUCUAAAUAAUACAAUCAUGGGUUGUAUUGUACUUGAUUUAUUAUUUUUUCAGAAAGUUACAAUUAAAGGUCUCAUCUUUUUUUCAAGAA